AUGGGUUCCAAAGCGCCUUUCUGUCUCGCGCUCCUCUUGCUGCUCGUCGCCGCCUGGGGACCUGCUGCAGAGGCCAGGCGUCUUGUACCUGCUGCACAGUCCAACGAUGCUGUUGAACUCCCAGAUCAUGGCUUGACCUUGAAGGAACAAAUUUCUUCAACCAAGAUUCCUGUCCAUCUCAAGGGUAGCGGCCCACUAUGCUCAGCCUGUGAAAACUUCACGAGGGAAGCUGUCAGUUAUCUCAGCGAGAAACAGACACAAGAUAAGGUCAUGGAAUUCCUUCAUGACGCUUGCUCUAAGUCAUUCUCCUUUGAAGAGAAGUGUGUUGAAUUGAUGGACUCUUAUGCAACUCUCCUGUUUGCCAAGAUUACCGAGAUCAAACCAGAAGCAUUCUGUAAACAGUAUGGCCUGUGCAGGGACACGGCUAUUUUCUCCGGUGUGAGAAGUAACAGCACAUGUGUGUUCUGCCACCAUCUGCUUGAUGAAAUUAUGUCCAAACUGAAAGAUCCAGAUGCGGAGCUUGAGAUAAUUCAGAUUCUUAUCAAGGAGUGCAAUAAGAUCGAAGGCCAUGUUCAGCAGUGCAAGAAGCUGGUCCUGCAAUACAUUCCCCUCGUCCUGGUGAACGGUGAGAAGUUCCUGGAGAAGAAUGAUGUUUGCGCGCUCCUACAGGCGUGUCCAGCCAGCCAGAAGAAGACUUUCAGCUCAGUCUUGCAGGGAGCGUUGCUGAGUGAUGCUUGA
Messenger RNA from Miscanthus lutarioriparius, 738 nucleotides. Lineage: Eukaryota; Viridiplantae; Streptophyta; Magnoliopsida; Poales; Poaceae. The record is from the annotation of a GenBank genome assembly.